Molecule: messenger RNA, 2233 nt
Organism: Amaranthus tricolor (Joseph's coat)
Lineage: Eukaryota; Viridiplantae; Streptophyta; Magnoliopsida; Caryophyllales; Amaranthaceae
Product: heterogeneous nuclear ribonucleoprotein 1-like
Exons: 4
Coding region: 402-1772 (456 amino acids)
Molecular function (GO): RNA binding
Source: RefSeq, a predicted model, not a curated record
UUUGAAAUCAACUUAAAAACUAGCAUAGCAAGUCACCAUCUUUCUUCGUCUCCUCUUCUACACGAGAGGAUAGCCAAAGCUACCUCUCACCCCUUCCCCUUUCUCUCUCUCUUUCUUCCUCCAUUUCAACCCAUUUUUUCAUCCAUUAUUCCUCUUGGGUUCUUACAUAUACCCUUCUUCUCUUCCCUUGUUUUCACAAACUCAAAAUUUUUCAUCUAAUAUCCCUCCUCCUUAGUAAUUUUCUGUAUUUAUUCCUUAGAGGGGGGGUUGAAGAGAUUGAAUAAGGGAGAAGCUUUCAUCUCUCUCUUGUUCUUGUUUCUAUGCCUCCUCUCAGAUCUUGAUUUCUUCAUCAACCUUUUCUUUUGAUUCAUAUAUUGGAUAAUUCAUAAUCUGUUUGAAAGAUGGAUCCCGGGAAGCUUUUCAUUGGUGGAAUUUCUUGGGACACAAAUGUAGAACGUUUGAGGGAGUAUUUUCAAACAUUUGGUGAUGUUAUUGAAGCUGUGAUAAUGAAGGAUCGAGCUACAGGCCGUGCUCGGGGGUUUGGCUUUGUUAUUUAUGCCGACCCAGCUGUUGCAGAUCGAGUUGUUAAGCAGAAACAUAUGAUUGAUGGUAGAACUGUUGAGGCAAAGAAAGCUGUUCCUAGAGAUGACCAAAACAUCCAAACUAGAAACCAUGGCACCCCUAGUGCGUCGCCUGUGCCUACUCGCACUAAGAAGAUAUUUGUAGGGGGUUUAGCAUCUACUGUGACCGAAGGGGAUUUCAAAAGGUACUUUGAGCAGUUUGGAACCAUCACUGAUGUUGUUGUUAUGUAUGAUCACAACACCCAAAGGCCAAGAGGAUUUGGGUUCAUCACCUUUGACUCUGAAGAUGCAGUUGAGAGAGCACUGAUUAACACCUUUCAUGAUCUUAAUGGAAAAACGGUUGAGGUCAAACGCGCUGUUCCAAAAGAGUUAUCACCCGUGCCGAACAGGAGUCCUUUAGGUGGUGGUAGUAGUGGACUUAGUAGAGUUAACAGCUUCCUCAAUGGCUAUACGCAGAGUUACAGUCCUAUCCCUAUGGGAGGACACGGAGUCACGAUUGAUGAUCGUCAGAGUCCCAUGCCUUUUACUCGAGGUGGAUACCCUUCUUUUAGCCCGUCUAGUUAUGGAAAUGCAUUGAAUUAUGAACCAAGAAUGAGUCCAAACUUUGGUGAAACAGCAAAUAUCUUUCCAAAGCUGAGCUUUGAGCAAGGAUUAUGUGCAAUGCCUAAUAGCAAUGUCAACAGGCAUGACAAUUUUGCUGAUUUUGAUGGGGUGAACAGGGGUAAUGUUUCUACUCUUGGUUCAUCUUCCUGGAGCUUGUGGGGAAAUGGGAGCAUCAAUGAAACUGGUUUCCCCGGUAACAAUGCUCCUACGAGUUUGAGAAAUAUCGAGGCAAAUGCUCUUACUAAUAGUGAAUCAAUUUGGAACCCCCCUGCCAUUCCUGCUCAAGGCGGAGGGCGUGCUUCUGUCUCAAACGGUCUCGGUCUUGGUUAUGCUCGUGAAAACAACAAUGUUGGAUCUGAUGUGAGAUUGUAUGGCCGAGAUAUGAGAAAUAGGACAUUACAUGUAUCUUCUUUUCCUUCACUAGAUGGUGGGUUUGAUGCUAAGUUUGAUGAUUUCCUUGGUGGUGGGAGUGAUCAGUCCUUGCAUUUGCCAUCUUUGGGACUCAAGGGAUCUGGUUCAUUUGAAUUUGGACUUGGAAAUUCCGUGUCAGAUGUUCCGCUCAAUAAUCCUGCUGGUUUAUGCUGGUAGUUAUAGAAUCUGUCAAUAGCAACAUAGAGUUUCAGGGUUUGCGGUCGUAGGAGUCGUUAUUCAAUUGGAUGAAGUUUCUGUAGGUGAAAAGAAGUCUGCAAAAACCGUAUCCUGCAAAUUCAGUAAGUAGAAACUUGGUUCGUAGCAUUGAUCAAAGUCGCUGCUUGGAUUCACAGUAUACAUUUAACAAAGAUCUUUUUUUUCCUCCUUUCCAUCGUAUUUUGUCUUCGUUCGUUGGAAUUUGUAAAUUGAGUGACGGGGUACACAUAGUAUCAUCCAUUACUUGCAACAUGGGGCGGGUGCUUAUAGGAACUAAGACAUGAAUGUUUUCUGAUCUUCUCAUAUAGUUUUCCAGCCAAGUUGUUUAUAUUCUUAUGAGGUAUUUAAAAUUGCUGUAGUGAACUUCUGGUUGAGUUUGUAAUGGUUAAACUCUUCAGAAUGCUUGUUAGCUACUUGCACCA